AGUAUUGGGACUUGCCUGAAGUUGUGAGAUAAAAGUUGCUUGAGAAAUUAAGUUUUCAUGAAUGGUUCCGUAAAACAUAAAUUAAACCACAAUAUUAACUUUUGUUCCCAAAAUUGUUAGAAAAUUAAAUAACAUUGAGCUGCUAUAAAAAAAAUGGAAAAUUAAAGGAAAUUAUAUUUUUGCCGGUGUUUAAUGAUCUCUACGUGAUAUUAACUGGCUGUUUGUGCCAACAUAAAUCUUUCCCAGUACUGAACACAUUUGUCAUUGUAGGUCUAUAGGCCUGUUUAUCCGUAUCUGAAACUUAUUUAUGAUACUGAUCAUCAGAGUUUCAAAAUUUAGACGAAACUGAACUCAGACUUGAAGAGUUUCUACUUCGCCAUGUUGUUUCUUUACAUGAAGACAAUUUUAAUUUUGCAUAUUCCUUCACAUAAAGUUCACAUGCAGACAGCAGUUUUGCCGUUUUCUUUGAAUGUAACAUACGACCACCAUAAUUUCAUUUCUACUACAAAUUAUAAAAUUCUACAUUGCACUCGCUAUUUGCGAAAAGCAUAAUUCGUUUAUUUUUGAGCGAUAUUUUAGCCUUGAUUCACACUAGAGACACACAAAUAUGAGGGACGCUAUUUUACCUGUGGCCACGCUUACAGUAGAUACUGCAUACUUUACUAAGAAUAUGACAGCAGUUUUACUCAGUUCUGAUACUUGACCGUUUUAAUUGCAUGAAUUACGCAGCUUACUACUUUUAAACGACAAUUUUGAAGUCACACAGUUAAUCUGCACAGGUUAACUGAUCGUGUGUAGGGUUCUUAACAGCGCUUGGCCUUACGAAGGUCAUUACGAUAUCUUCGUUUUCCUCCCCUAACACAGACAUGCAGUGGUGUAUCGUUUGUGGAAGCCUUAUCAGUGGGAUGGUAUGACAAAUCAAGCAGUCAAAUUACCUUCCCAUCAUUCGUUAGUCUCUGAUUACCCAUCAGUCAACGCUAGAAAGAAAAAUGACUCACAACAGCGCCAUUUCUCAAGCUCAGCGAGGCACGUGUUCGGUUAUGUGUCGUGCUUGUACGAUACGUUUGUAAUUAAAACAUGUUUUACUUUAGGUGAAGUGCCUCAAGUGAAAUAACUCGUGCUUAACAUACUCGUGUUUGUUGAAAGUGUGUUGCGAGAACGAUUUCCGAAGUGUUUGAAAUUGUAGAAAACAAAUCCAGUCUUAAAACCGGAUUUCGUGCGUGUGCCUGUUUAAUGUGUACAUUUUACUUCCGACCCAACAACAACGCCUGAAGCCAUGACACCGAAGUUUCAUGCAAAAGGGGAGAGACCACAGUGCGAUCCAACAUCCCGCUCUUUGCCAUACGACAGAUGGGAGACGCAUCGAUAGAGAACAUCGCAGUCGAGUGGUUCCGUGUUGUCCCAGAACGUACCCACAGUGCUGCAGUAACAACAUUGGGUUAGAGAAGUGCCCGGUUUGAAACUGAUAACGGUGAAGUCGUAUGUUGAAAGGCAACCAACACCAUACAGGUGGAGGCCUGACAUAUUAGGUCUUUACCUGAUGUGACGCAUGAAUGACAGAACGCGGACAUCUUAUGUACAUUUCUUUAAAGAUGGCGCAAAUUUGGACGUGCGUCUUAACGCUGUGUAGCGUGGAGUUAGUUGCACUUGGCUUCGAGCCCGAUUUCUUGUAUCCGUUGGAGAACGUCACGAUACCACAAGGUCGAGACGCCAUGUUUACGUGUGUCGUCAACAACUUGGGCGGAUACAGGGUGAGUGCCGACCUCGCCCCAGCCAGGGUGGCGUGGAUCAAGGCAGAUACAAAAGCCAUUCUUGCUAUUCACGAACACGUGAUCACCAACAAUGCACGGCUUUCAGUUACACAUAACGAUUUCAACACGUGGACCCUAAAUUUACGCGGGGUGAAGAGGGAGGACCGUGGUCAGUACAUGUGCCAAGUGAACACGGACCCUAUGAAGAGCCAGACGGCUUUUCUGGAAGUGGUAAUACCUCCAGAUAUUAUUUACGAAGAAACCUCUGGAGACCUGAUGGUUCCCGAAGGAGGGUCCGCGAAAUUGGUGUGUAAGGCUCGGGGAUUUCCAAAGCCACGGGUGAUCUGGAGAAGGGAAGAUGGCGGCGAAAUCAUUCUCCGCGGAGGACCCUCUACGAAAACACGAGUUCAGUCGGUGGAGGGCGAAGUGUUAUCCCUAACCAAGGUGACGCGGUCAGAGAUGGGUGCCUACCUGUGUAUCGCGGCCAAUGGCGUUCCUCCUUCUGUUAGCAAACGCAUGAUGGUUCAUGUCCAUUUUCAUCCACUCAUUCAAGUCCCAAACCAACUAGUAGGUGCUCCAACAGGCACAGAUGUGUCUCUGCAGUGUAACGUAGAAGCCUCGCCAAAGGCAAUCAACUAUUGGACCAGGGAUACUGGUGAAAUGAUAAUUGCCAACGACAAGUAUAACAUGACGGAGAUCAACAGCUCUUACUAUAGCGUUCAAAUGCGUCUCACCAUUAGAAAUUUCCGCAAAUCCGACUUUGGAGGUUAUAAAUGUAUCUCCAAAAACUCUAUCGGUGACGCUGAAGGCAACAUACGUCUAUACGAAAUGGAGUUGCCAAACCGAGUGAAGAGCCAUUUGGAGCGAGAUGACCUGGACUUAGAAGCCAGCAAUGAGGCUGACGGUGAGUCAGGACAUCUUUACAACGGCUACCAGGGCCCUCUGCGGGAACCUGGAGCAGGCAGUGCUGUAGGUGGCGCGUCUACCGUCGGCGAAACUGGGAACGAAGGGUCUUCAGUUGCAAGCAGCUGGCUUCGCGUGUCUCGUCUCUUCAGCAUUAUCGUCCUCAUCCAUUUAAUGUGAAGAGAUCUGUAGACGCCAUAUUGGCUCAGGUGUUUUAGAAACGUCACAUCGGUGUCGCCUGUUUAACUCGUGUAUUUGUUUUUGUGACGCGCAAACUUCGAUAUAUCGAAUGACAGCGUGUCGAUACACUGUCGUCUGUGGAAAUAAUACAAUGCGUUUCAUAAAAAAAAAUAAACUUUUAUAGCCCAAUGACAUGGAAUGAGCGUUGUAGCGGCUUUUUGCUUGUGAGUUGUAAACUGAAACAUACAUGGAUUCGAGUAAUAUGGUGGCUAGCCAAACUUAUGACCAUAAUCCCGAUUCUGACAAGGCUCAGAUAACUGUAGAAGCAUACUGGAACAUAUUGGCAUGAUGGCAUAUUGUAGCUGCGUAAAAAAAACUUUAAACAUCAUGAAUAUCACAUCGUAAUAAGCUUUCUAUUUUGAAAAAUAAUGCAUUCCUAAGAGACAUAUUGAUUGUAUAGAGAAUUUUUAAACUCCAGGGUUGUGUGAGGAAUUUUCGCAAAUUCCUGGAGAUGUACUGAGGAUAUUCAUGAUCACCAAAUGUAUUAUUAAAAUGGAGGAAGUCAAGGAAGUUGAGACGCGGAUGCUUGAGGGAGGUGGUAAAUGUACAGGAAUUAUAAUCGGAAAACCUAAAGGAAGGAGAUCAUUUGGAAGACCUGUGCAUAUUUAGAAUGAUAAUCCUAAAAUUUCUCCUAAUGGAACACGUUGAGGAUGCGGACAGGAUUUAUCUUCUUCAAGAUAUGGACCAGUAACUGGAUCUCGUAAUACGAUAAUGAAAUCGGUAUAUGACAAUUACUAUUACUGGAUUUCUGGUCUUGUCUGUCGUCUGGUAUUCUGAAAAGAAUACAACGUUUCGGAAACUGAAUCUGCUUCCGUUAUCAGGUCCAGUUAUUAAAGCUGUCUCUUUCUACGGAAUAACUGAGUAGGUACUUCUCAUCUCUUCACCUGAGGAUGGAAACAUAUCCAGGUUCCGAAACGUGUUGUUUUCGUAAUACCAGACGAUUCACAAGUCCAAAAAUGGAGUGAUAGUGUUGUCAGUAAAACUUAAGGUUUUAUACGACGCGGGGAGUAGCUAAGCUACUACUAGCUUCAAUAAAAGGAUUUAAGUUUCGUGGAGCCAAUUAAUAAUAAAAAAACUAAUAUUACAUAAAAAUAACAAUAUCCCCCAAAAAUUUGUGUCCGAAAUAAAUAAUUUAUAAAAUUAUUUUAGACAUUUAAUUUACCAACUUUUACCAAAUUCGGUACAUUAAAUAGUGUUUAUUAAGUGAGAUUUAAGGUUUUCACUGCAGUGACGAUAGUGAUGAUGAUGUUCUCCUGGGUUUUGGAGCCUUGUGGGAGAUGCUGACGUUUCGGAAAAGAGCCAGAACUCAGAAGAACAUCUUCAUUAUUACUUAAAAUAUCAAUCACUCUACGUGAUCAUUAAAAUAACUCCUGGUUUCUCAGAAAAAACAGCUAUUAUUUCCUUAAACAGCAUUAACAAAUGUAUUUUUAUAAUGGAGAUGCGUUUUUUUUUUCCUUUCCCGAAUGUUUAAAUAUUAUUUAGAUGAGCUUUGUGUUUCAGAGGGUUAUAACAUCGUAUUAUCUGAAUAAUUUAUAUAAACAAUUACACGGUCUGGCCGCUUUGCUUCAUGGGAAUCGGUCUGGAUGCUGUACGGAAGAGAAUAAUUCCUAUCCGUGCCAGGAAUCGAAAUUCGACCUUCAUUUUGUAAUCAAUAAUUUUACUAUCAGUAGGUAUACGGAAAAUUUUAUGGUUUUGGAUUUAUUUAUAACAAAUACUAAAAUCUUACGUUAUAAACUUUGUGACGACACGUGAUAAAACAUUAAUGUUGUGUAACUGUGUAAUACUACAUAAAUGUGUCAUACGUGUUUUAAAUAAAUAAUGUCACGCCCUUGUAAUUGUUCGCUAAUUUUGUCGACGUUCAUUUAAUUUCAGUUCUUACCGCAAAGAAACACUUCACAACUACAAUGAUCAGUCGGCGAACUCUGUUUAAGGAAAUAAUCUCUGUUGACACUAAGAAUCAUAAGAAACACGUAAAUAUAAAUGCAGACUUGUCGACUGACAUAUAAUUACCGCUACGUUUUAAAGGGAUAAUUGUACAUUUCAGUGUCUUCCAGAUUCUGAAAGCGCAGAAGGCUGUGCUAUUUUCGUGACAGUCUCGUGUGUUUUGUUUUGAUGUGAUGUAUCGCCGAUAUUUUUCAGGCUGAAAGAGAUAAAUUAUCAUCUGAUUCAUAAGUAACCAUUAUAAGUAAUAUGCAAGUAUCUCAUACACUACACGGAUGGUAGUGAUAAUAAAACCGAUAAAAUCCAAUUAUAAUUGGCAGACGUACGAAUCGUAUCGAUACGCCAUUAGUUUCCCAGUGUGGACUCUUAUUUUGAGUCUUACAGUUUCUGUUUCAGCAUUAUUUAUUCAGUCUCUUAACAAUAAACCGAAAAAUGUUUGCAGAGAAAGUAUAAAAUUUUACAUUUCUUAUGGAAAAAGUUCUUUCUCUUACGAGUACCGCAGAAUAAGAAAGAGGUGUGAAACGCAAUUCCCAUAAUUCAUAUAUUACACGCUAGAAAGCGCUUGAAGUAGCGUAUCUCCAUGUUACAUUAAAAUUCUCUAGGGCAAUCAAUCGCGUCAACGUUGAGUUAAAGUGGUUGAUCGCUUGAAAGAAUUUUAUUGAAUUUAUUCUCCGUAAAACCCUUAAACCAUAAAUAUCUUCAUGUUGUCUGUCUAUUUAAAAUACGUUAUUUUCAUAAAUAUAUUUUUUUUCUUGGCAGUCAUAAAUUUCCCAGGAGUCUUCAGUUAUAUUUACUACAAUAAUUAAUAUAUUUAUUGACUUAAAUAAUAAAAAGUGAGAUACAAUGACAGAAACGCAUUGGUAUGGUACGUAUUUUAACCUACUGUGUACCUCCUUCGCGUAUAUUUCUAUGCGGGUCGGCAUAUGAAAUAAUUCUUCGCUAAUUAAUACAGAGUGCGUAAGUGCGAUCUUUACAUUUACGAGAAUGAUUGAAAAAAAAAUCAAAGCUGUCUACACUAAUACAAAUUUUAGGAUAGGGACAAAAUACUGUAUUAGUGUCUAUCGUUCGAAACGAUAAUAAAGAAAUCCAUGCAUUGUACGACAUUUAAACGUAGUAACUCGAAUGAUAUCGAAUCUUGAACUGAUAUUUUAAAGCAUUGGCCGAGUAUAGACGUGCGUCUUAACAUAGGCUGACAUCCUAUCCAAAAUAAAAAUGCAAUGGAGACGUUUGGAUCUACCUCAGAAAAUUCAUCUUCCCGUUUGAAACCUGUAACUGGUAAAUUAACAAACUCUACAUUAGAAUUAUCUAAACCUUCGACUGAAGAAGUUUAUGGUCUAUGUUCGCGGGUCUUGCUUUCAUUGACUGUUAUAAUCACUGUCUUCUGCCUCUUCACUAUCAAACGGUCCUGACAAACAAGCUCUCUAAACUAAUUCCUUCAUGAAUGAACUGAAAAACUGCAGAUGGAUCUGCCCGAAACUUGGAUCUAAAUCACAUUUAAACCACCGUCGCGUAUCGGCUUUUGUGAAACCAAAAAACACGUCUUCUUCCACAAACGACAUCGCUUAUUUCUACUGCUACUACCGCGCACCUAGUGGGAUACUCGUGCAUUAGAUUCUGCGAGUAUAUUUAGCCGCUGUUUUGGCAGGCACCGUCUUUCCGCUAUGCGCGAUCAUUUCGUCGGGUACUAGACCCAGCGGCACAGCCGUCAAAAGUCCCCACUCUUUUUAACUAUCCAAUUUUUUUUAUUACUUGAUACUGUAGGCAGAUUUGAUUUACAUACAUUUUAAUUGUGCUAAGAUCACUUAUAAUCGCCAUAAAAAAUGUUAUACAAUGUCCAAGACUGUAUAAUGCGUAUACGACAACAUAUGACAAAACCCCUCCAAAUAUAUAUAUAUAUAUAUGAAGAUUCCCGUUUUGAUCGUAAAGAUUGAAUUUAAAAUGAGUUUUAUUAAAGAUAUUGACAAGGAUCAUAUAAGUAACCUGAGUGUGUCUGAAAAGCUAUGAAACACGAAAAGUCAAAUGGAAAAUGAUAAAAUAUUUUUUUUUCGCAGUAUAAUGCUUCAGACAGUGUGACAGUUUUAUAUGCCUACUUAUGUAACUUGUAUAUAAGACAUGUAUGAUACUAAUGUUUGGUGGUAACUAAUACUGUGAACUGUUAAGAUGUAGAGAGCCAACUCUGUUUCCAUGUGCCAAAAAAAUAAUACGUUGAUAUACGUGGCCAGCCCUCUGUCGUAUAUCAAGCGAAUGUUCUUUGUGUGAACUUACAGCGUUUGACACAGUGGUAACUAAUCCGACCACUAACAUAUCGUCAUGAUGUGGUACACAAGAGUUCGUAUUAAGUUUCUCUUUUGUCAUUUAUACCUUGUUUAAUUAAACGAGUGGCUGUUUAAGUAACGUCAGUUGAUAUUUUUCGUGAGCUCUAACGCAGUUGAUAUGUGGAAAUAUUAACACGCCUUGAUGUUUAACGAUCAUAAACAUGUUUCUGAAACCAGUUUUUGUUCUUUGAUACGAAAAAAUUUAUUUUUAAGACGUGAAUAUGGGGACAACUAAUCAUGCCUUUAUAACUGUUUUGAUCUGUAACACGUUUUAAACGGUCUGACAAAAUGUAUUUUGAAUAGUACGUAACAUCAUCAAUAAAAUGUUAAAUGGUUCUUCUACAUAAAAUAACACUGACCGCUACAAGUUUUUAUUAACAAUUAACAGACCAAUCCAGUUUUACCAAACUCGUAGUGUGAAAACCGCUAAUAACAAACCCGCCAUUUUCGUGUUCGCGUGAGAUUCUUCUUAAGGUUUGUAUUCCAUGUUCUUUGCCUUCGAAUUGACAGUUUCCAUGGUUAAUUUGUAUAACCAUGAAGUACCCUGAAUUGCCUUGUGAAAUGUCUACUGUUUACAAGUUAUUAAUUUAUUUCAAAAACUUUGGGACGGUUGUAAAAAUUUACAGUUACGAUAUAUAUCGUGACUUUGUACCAUUCGUGAACUGACGUAACAAAAAAAUAUUAAAUGUUCAGAUUAAACAAAAAUCUGUUUAAUACGUACAUAUUUCGUCUAUAAUUGAUUUCAUCUGAUACUUUUCAUUGGUGUCGAAAUCAUCAAGGUUAUGUGAUAAAUCUAAUAUCAGCAUGGGAACUGGAUUGAACUGGCUAAAGGUAAGAUCCGACGGAGGACUUUUAUGAAGACGGUAAAUACAAUUUAUUCCAAAAUAUAAAAAUAAAAAAUUUUUGGUUCUCAGGCGAUUAGAAUGACAAUGCUAUAACGCUGUGUAGACUUGAGUUUGUUUCAACGAUAUGUUGGUAUCUAUUUAUUUAUACAUGACGUCACAACCCAGGACAACAUCGGAAAGAAAUUAAUUAAUUAACCACGGGAUUAAUUACUGACUUUUUACAUUGGAAUUAGUUAUCAUUACUUUACAGCCACUAAUCGAAUUACUUAGCUUACCUAAUUCCUCCCUUGCUUUCUGAAGUAAUUAUUACGAAGAUAAUCAGAAAUACGAUUAACACAAUUACAUUCCAAUCGGUCAUAAUUGAAACAUUAAUCGAAUAUCAGUAAAGUAUCUUGUCAUUUGGAUCCUGUACAAAUAAGAACGAUCCAGUCAGUAAUGUGAAUUAUAAUACGAAGUGGGUUUAGAUUUGUCACAACGCUUUAAUUAAUAAAGGCAUAUUUUAAAAUAUGAUUUUCCACUGUUGGAAUAUUUUGAUAGUUUACAUAGAAUUCGUAAGACUGUAUUCGUCAUUUAAAAUCUAGAAACGUAUCGUUAGAACUCAAUUCUAAUUAACUGACGUUAUUUAUAUUCAGCUCUGAAUGUAUCAGAUAUCGUGUAUAUUAAUGCCCGGUGGCAUUUUGCGCCAACAACAUAGAAGAAAUCAGUAUGUUAUGCGAGCGUAAACGAUGUACCAAUAAAAUAUUUUAAAUGGAA
This is a messenger RNA of Zootermopsis nevadensis, 8748 nucleotides long. Its product is annotated as Dpr-interacting protein beta. Lineage: Eukaryota; Metazoa; Arthropoda; Insecta; Blattodea; Termopsidae. The record is from RefSeq and is a predicted model, not a curated record. Gene Ontology annotation, cellular component: neuron projection.